This is a messenger RNA of Nematocida minor, 1827 nucleotides long. RefSeq lists its product as uncharacterized. Bases 1 to 1827 code for a protein of 608 amino acids. Lineage: Eukaryota; Fungi; Microsporidia. Gene Ontology annotation, molecular function: oxidoreductase activity; flavin adenine dinucleotide binding; FMN binding. The record is from RefSeq and is a predicted model, not a curated record. Gene Ontology annotation, cellular component: cytosol. The transcript has a single exon.
AUGUUUAUUGGAGUCUGCGUCGGGUCAAAUGGCGGGAACUCGUUUGAGCUCGCAGAAGUAUUGAAGAGAGACCUUCAGAGCAUCCUCUCCUCUGGUGAGGCAGGAAAGGUAGUAGAUGGGGGAAAUGGGACAGAUAGAAGUAGAACUAGCGAUGAAGCUGCAGAUGUUAAAGACGCUUUUGGAGGUGCAGCUGCAUCUGAUGAGAUUAAUCAAAAAUCAAAAACAAGUGAAAAUUUUUGUUUUGACAGGAUAGAGAGACAGAGGGUAGUAAAUAAUCUCUCUAUAGAGGUAGAAGAGAUGGACUCUAUCUGCAUAGACAAGCUGCACACUGCAAGUUUAGUGAUAUUUGUGUGCUCUACAACCGGGGAUGGGGAUGCUCCGUACAAUAUGCAGGCCUUCUGGCAGGAAAUAAAAAGAAAGAGCUGGAACGGUGCAUUCUCUUUCUACUUCUGCGUGGUUGGGCUGGGUGACUCAAGCUACAAGAAGUACAACUAUGCAGGAAAAAGGCUGUUCAACAGGCUGAAGCAGGUGGGAGGCAUUCCCCUGUGCAGAAGAUGUGACUGCGAUGACAUGGACCCAAUGGGCGUGUACUCCGAGUACAAGAAAUGGCUGGUAGAACUGAAAGAUGCGAUUUUGAAAGAUAGCAUGCUAAAAGAUAGUUUGUUGAAAGAUAGCAGCACAUCUAUCUUCGAAAAAACUAAAGAGAACAGCACAAGUGCAGUGUUUCUAGAUAAGAAUUUACUCUCUUCCAAUGACCUACUAUCAUACGGGUCCAUGUACUCGGCUGUUUAUGAGUACAAUUUCAGAAUAGAAAAAAAUAAUUAUGAGUACUCGGUGGGUGAUGUGUUGUCCAUCAUCCCCACUAACACCGACUAUAGAGCAGUCUCGUCUCUCAUAUUUCUUGAUGACGCUGACUUUGUUUCAAAACAUUUGGACUACAACGCUGUUCCCAUGCAGCAUAAGAUACAACAUCUCUAUGAAUUAGUGGCUGCCGGAGAGCAUGCACAUAUUUUCUGCCCCCCUGAGUCUCUUUCUCUUUACAUGGACAAGCUGAAAGAAAUAUCCACUUCGUAUGACGCUUACUACUCGUACAUUCUCCAAGAAAAAAGAUCGUUUAAAAAUGUUCUAGUCGAUUUCUACAUCAAAGUCUCUGUAGAGUCAAACUUGUUCCGGAAAAUACUCCCAAGAUACUACACCAUCAGCAAAAGAAACGGCAGUUUAUAUUCCAUCACAGCAGGAAAGAUCGAAGUGCUCCAUAAAAACAAGAAAAUACUGGGCGUGUGUUCUGAGUAUUUGUACAAUUUAGAAAAAAAUAGCGAAGUGACAGUGGACAUAAAAAAAAGCCAUUUGGUUCUUGACGAAGACAUUUUGGUAAUUAGCACAGGCACCGGGAUAGCCCUGGGAAGGACUAUUCUUAACGAAUGUCUCAUGGGCCGCAUGAAAAUAAACAGUCUCUCGAUCGUCUUUGGAUUCAGAGAGCUAGGUGUAGAUUUCCUGCACUCAUCUGAGCUGCAGAAUGAAAGCAUGAAAAUGUUUCAAAAUAACGGAUACAUGUACAUUCUUAGCGAAGACAGAAGCUUUCAUGUAAAGAUUUUUAUCUGUCCAUCUAGAAUAAGAAAUGACAGCGGGUUUUUAUCAAAACACGGGAUAGACUCGGAAAUCGUUAGAGAGAAGAACUACUUAAACGGCAUCCUAGAAAUAAUAGAUAAAGAUGAGCUAAAAAAGAGCAUAAUCCUCUGCGGGAGUGUGCGCCUCUUGAAAACCAUCCCAUCAGUGCUCCAAAGAAUAACCAAUAUGAGUAUUAAGCCGCAAAGUGAGUGCUGGUAA